Paramuricea clavata is the source of this 12263-nucleotide messenger RNA. The record is from the annotation of a GenBank genome assembly. NCBI's taxonomy places the organism in Eukaryota, Metazoa, Cnidaria, Anthozoa, Malacalcyonacea, Plexauridae.
AUGUCUUUUGUAGGAGUAAACUUUCCCGUAUUCUUCCAGAAUCUGCAACACUCAUCUAUAUUUCAAUAUUAUUAUAUAUCGAUAUAUGAUUAUUAAUAAAUUGAUAUUAUUAUAUUUUUCGUUGUGUCUUAGAGGAAUUAACAACCUACUCAAUCAGAGUUUUUGCUGUGAACAAUGUGGGCAUUGGAAACAGCUCUUUCCUCGUAUCUGCAGAAACAGAACUACUUUCUGAACCUACUCCAACUCCAACUCCAAAUCCAACUCCAAAUCCAAGAACAACUGAUAACGGCUCGAAUACCGGGGCUAUUGCAGGAGGAGUGGUUGGAGCAAUACUAUUUCUUAUACUUCUCCUCAUCAUUUUCCUUUGGGUGCGAAGAAGAAACCGGAUAAAAGAGCACGAAAGAUCAGUGAGGGUAAAGUUGAACUUCUUGAAAAACAUCGAUAUAUUUUGCUAUAUUUUAUUAAUCAAAUAUUUUUUCCCAAGCAAAUUAAUUACAUUUGCAAACAUGCAUCAUACAGUAUCUAAUACAUGACUGGUUCAUCUAUGUGUAGGUUGUGUGGUUGAUAUGAUAGCUAUAGUUACCUGUAAACUCUCAGCUAAGCACAACAAACUUUAAUGUACAGAAUGAUUAUAUAGUAAUCUGAAUUAUUCUAACAUCAUGUAUUUCUACUAUAUUGUUGACGGGAUCUAGAAUAUUAGGGAUUUUUGUGAAUGGAAUUUGGAAUGAAAAUUAUACAUUCAUACCAAUUUCCAUAAAUGUCAUGCAGCCAUGCAUAUAACAGAUCCAAUCCUGUGCAAGUGUUUUUCCUACGAAGUACGCACCUCCCUACAAUCCCACCGUCGGAAGAAAAUGUAUAAUUUUGCCAUUUUUGUGAAAACGAGCUGGCUAAACCCAGACAGCUGCUCCAUAUUUUAACUCUAAAUAAACUAGUCUUUUGUUUACAAUACCUUUUUUAACACGCAUUUAAUUUCAAACAUAAAUUGCACUACACUCGUAAAAUUGUCAUUUUUAUAACUAUAGCUUGUGUCUUUUUUGCGAAAUGGCGAGCGCUUGUUGGAGAGAUAAAUAUAUUUUACAAACGAUUCUGGAGAGGUUAUUGCAUGCAUGGAAGGAAGAUUUAUUUGACAGCAGACUUUAAUGGAGAAUUUGCGGUAAUCUCAACAUUUUGUUUCAAUUACUUUUUAUAGUUAUUCCAGUCAAUGCAUCCUAUUGAGAACCCUAUGGCGGUCUCAGAAACAAAGCCUGGGCAAGAUGCAGAGCCUUUGCCCGAGAAAACAGGUCAGUUGAUGUUAAUCAAACUGGGGGAAUAUAGUAUUAUUAUCUGUCCAUAUUAUACUUCUGGGGCCGGUUGUAUGUACUAAUUAUAAACACGGGAUUUGUAUUAAAAAUCGUUGACUGGUAUAACCCGGAUUACUGGACUUUGUUAUGUAGAAAUAUAGAGUUUCCUUUUCGCAAUUGUGGUAUCUAGUUUCGUAGUUUCAUAAUUUUUCAAGUUUACACUGGUAAAAAAGCACUAUUCGGUGGAUAGCGCUAUCCGACCUUUGUAUACAACUGAUCAGACUCAUGCUCUACUGCCCCGGUUAUCAAAAUUAAACUGAAUUAGUCAAACUUUGGGUGAAAAUUGUAUCCAAGAAAAAUUGAAUUAGGUUUUUCUAUUCUUGUUUUUCUAAUAUAGGCCUAUGUUACAGGGUAAUAUUAACUAGAGACUAGCUGAAAUAAAUGGGAAAGAAACUAUAAUUCAGGGCCGUUAGCAUUACAGUCCAUUGCAUGCCCUCGGUCAUGCGCUAAACAAGCGAACCACAAGCGCGAAGACAUGUUGCAUUUUAAUAAAUAACAAUUAGGCUUAUAUGAUUGCGAACCUACUGUAACAAACUAAAGGCCUGAUUCCACGAAGCGGAAUUUUUCGACCGAAACGAAAUUUCUCUUUGUCUUUUUACAAUUAGUUCUGCUUGAGAGCUCAUGAAACAAAGAGAAAUUUCGAUUCGGUCGAAAAAUUUUGCCUAGUGGAAAACCGCCUUAAGACAGACUAACAAACUAUAAACACACUAAAAACUAACACACUAAAAAACUGACGCAUCGACUAUAUAAAGCGUACGUGCUUAUAACUUCGUCUGGGCACCGGAAUUGUAUAACACAAUGUAAAGUAUAAAAUAAAUACAUGCAUAUUAAUGUUUUUAAACACACUAUAAGACGACAAACUAUUUUAUUUUAGAUAUACCGGACGAACUUUCAUAUAUUGUGUUAUUGGAGGACUGGGAAAUUGCGUCAGAUAAUCUGAAGUUGCUGGACAAAAAGCUGGGAGGAGGACAGUUUGGAAUUGUUAUGCAAGGAUUAUUGACAACUGCGAAAGGUGAUUCUGAAGUUGUUGCUGUGAAAAUGUUAAAAGGUAUACAUGUGUAAUUAACGUACAUACAAAGUGCUGAUAUGAAUUUAUGCCAAUAUAUGAUUGUAAAAAGUCGCCAAAAUUAAAUAAUUGUUAGAAUCUAAAAGCGAAGCAAAUUACUCCCGUUAAUGUAGCCUAUAAGUUCUGUCACUAAUUCUUUCAUUUUAGAUAGUGCAAAAGAAUCUGAUCUCCAGGAUCUGAUGACUGAACUGACUAUCUUAAAAGAAGUAAACAAAGUUCCUCACCCAAAUGUCAUAAGAUUGAUUGGAGGCUGCCCAAUAGGAGGUACAGACAAACAGUUUGAUUUCUUACACAUGCAAAUGUCAAGUAUUCGCCAAUACUUUUAUUUGCUAUGAAUUAAGUAAAGAUCAAAGUCUUUCAUGUUCUACUCCAAGUUAUGUUAACAGUUUCUUUCCUGAAACCUUCCAUGCACUUAAUUUAAUUUAAAUUAAACGUUUGAAGUGGAAACAUAAUUAACAAUCGGCCAGUUUUUAUUGCCUUUGAUUUCUUUGAUACUAUGUGCGUUGAUAGAUACAGGUAAAAUAACCUUACAAUUAUUUGAAAGUUUCCAAAGAAACAACUGUAUCACGGCAUAUAUCAUCGACUAUAUCAUGGCAUUCAAACGCGUUCUAUAUUGUCAUAGAUAUACUUGUUAUAUGUACUAGAUAAAACAUGAGUAGCCGAUCUUUAUCUGAUAUAUGCAAACUCGAGCCGAAGGCGAGAGGUUUUAUAUCAGAUAAAGAUCAGCUGCGAACGUUUUAUCGUGCUUAUAAAACGACCCAUCUUAUGAGUUCAUUGGCGAAGUAAUUAAAAAUAAACAUUGUCUAAGCCGAGAAAAUCAAAGCUGAAGUUUAUGUAAAUCAGGACAGAUCUUUAUCCGAUUUACAAACAUUGAUUAAACAUUCAUUUCUUUUAUAUUUUCCUCAUGAAUUAUUAACAAGUUGAAUAUAUUAAUAACGUUUCGACAAAUUUUAACCCCUUUGAACCCCCCGUCAUCCAUAUUUUCCCUCCCGUAUGCCUAUGCGAGAAAUUAUGGAAAGCUCUAUUACUACACUUUAGGAAAGCUACACGUGAUUACGGAGCUCUGUACGGGUGGAAGUUUACGACAUUUGCUAAUCAACAGCAGAGUCUAUCCUUCGGAGGAAAACUCAUCAAACUACAUCAACCUUUCGUCGACCUUGAAUCAUCGUCAAUUGGUGAAAAUUGCUGCCGAUAUAUCCAAUGGGAUGGUUCAUCUGUCUUCUCAAAAGGUAUCUAGUAAAUUUGUUAAAUUUAUGCCAACCUGGAAUUAUGACAAACUAGAACCCAUUAUCAGGCAAGUUAAAUGUAUUUUUAAAUUCAUGUUAUAAGCCCACCCUAGAGAUCAUUCUUUUUUACGUAGUAUACACUGCGCCUGAUUUGGUGGUAUUUUAGUAAUUUACUUGCUGCAGUUUUAAAAAUUCACAAACCACGGGGCAAACUAAAAGUUGGAAUGUUUCCCAAGUAACACAUGCAAUCAUCAAUGUAUUUAUGCUUGCAAUAAAUUGUGAAGUCACCUGCAGUUAAAGGUUAGUAAGCUAGCCAAUGCAGUAAUUGCUCCAGAUAUUAUAUCUGCCAUAGAGGGUUAUGACAAUUCCCAUCUGCAGAGACCUCCACAAAAACCUUUAUUUCACUCUGAAACACCAUUUGCUUGUUAUGUAUAAUACGGAUAAUUUUAUUUCAAUAGUUUGUUCAUCGUGAUUUGGCCGCAAGGAAUAUUCUCAUUGGUGACGAUAAUAUGGCAAAAGUAUCUGAUUUUGGUUUGGCAAGAGACGUUGGAGGGGCCGAGGAAUACAUACGGAACAAUCAGGUAAAUUAGCAUUAUUUUCUAUUAUUUAACAAAAUAUGGUAAUGAACAUGCAGUAUCUUUAAUGCCUGGUUCACACUGGUCGUAAAAAUCGGGGAUUUUCGUUGUCUGUGGUCAUUGCUGUGUAAAAAGCUUUGUCGGUCGGAAAAGAAUAAAUAGAUCACCGAUGAAUUACCACCAGUCUGAACCAGGCUAAAAGGUGAUGGAAAGUCCGUUCUGCGGAUAUACGUUCUGCGCGCGCCUAAAUUGCAAUGGUCGGGACCCACCAUUGAAAAUUUGUUAAUAUUUCGCACUUUCCGAACUUUCUUGAAUUGAAUCUCUAUCACCUGCAACGGUCAGUGUCAGUGUGGAUAGUGCCAAUAAUAAUAAAGCUUCGAAUUGAUACAACUACCUGAAAAAUUAUUUGACGUUUCGAGCAAAGGCCCUUCGUCGAAUAGUUAUAGUUGCGACGGCCCCGGAAGUGAGUCUACUAACUUACUGACGAAGGGCCUUUACGUCUAAGUUUUGCUUGUAUUGUUUAGGUAGUUGUAUCCUUAUCAGUCCAAAUAUAUCUUUUUUCUAUUUAUCACUAUUAUUUACAUACGUGAAAUUUUAUAUGAGCAAACUGCAAUGAUUACGCAUCUGUAGUUUCCAAAUAGCUAUACGUCCUAUACCGGCACUUUGUUUGUCAGCGCAAUUUGAAUUUUUGCGGGAUGUAUAGGGUCUUCUCGUUGCCUUAGCCUAAUCCAAUGUGUCGUGCUCUUCUGACUGUUAUUCCAACUGUCCUGUAUAGUAUUAAUGAUGGCGCUAAUCAGACGACAGCUGUGUUUUAUGUGUUCACAUGCAGUUCUUUUCCGCUGGGAAUGUUGCCCUACGGCCACAACUGUAAGAUUGAAGUACAAUGAUGAUUGCAGCAAUCAGUUCUUAAUUACUAUUUUCCUACCAUUAAAUCAUCUAUGAAGCUCGAAGUUACAUCCUUUCCCAAAAAACACUAAUUGAAGAGAAACUAGAACCAGAAAUAAAUACUGCAUCUUUCCAUGUUUAUCAUUUCACAACCUCCACACCUUAUCACCCAAGCUUUUUCACUCCAUCUCCUACUCAUAGACAACACUGUUCGUCAUUUCGGCACUACACCAUUUGCCACAAUCAUAACAAUAUAUGUCAACUAAUGAGUUUGUGGGACUGGUUGACAAGAUACUUUGGACACCUUUUCCCCAAGCAAAUUCAUGUGUGUGACAUUGUAAAACCGUGUUUUUUUUAAACUAUAUAUAACUUUGAAAUCUGCUGUGUUGGUGUAAUGUACUCAGGUGAAUAAGAUGUUUGUGUGAUGUUACUCUGAGUGUAUAUCCACACCGGGCAGGCUUGAAAAAUAUGCCUGGCCGUGGCCAGGCAUAUUUUUCAAGCCUGCCCGGUGUGGAUAUACACUCAGAGUAACAUCACACAAACAUUAUAUAUAACCUGUUUAUUAUUAUUACCAUAAAUGAAGUAGCGGAUAUAAUUUUAUUCUUUCUAAUAGAACUUACUUCCUGUAAAAUGGAUGGCUUUGGAAAGUCUUCUUCAUGGUCGUUUCACAAUUGCUAGUGAUGUGUAGGUUCAUGUUCACGUUAUAAUUCUCUCUAAUAUUAAUUUUAACAUUUGGCAUCUGAUAAAUCCCCCCUUAGAUUGGCCCCUAUACGAAUUAAAACCUUGCUUUUGAGAAUGAUCACAGCUAACCGAACAGCCCAACUUGAAUUGAAAUGAGAUAAUUGCAAAAAAGGCGUUCUGUUUUACACUUGAGUACCAGGCCAUAUUUAUCUUCCCUCAAAUGCGGAUAGAUGUCAAUAGAUGAGGGAAGGAAUCAGUGAAGUGGCUCUGACACAAAUCCGUCUUUUCAGCUGUAUGAUAGAUCUAUUAAAAUAUAGGUCAUAAAACAGCUCGCUAUUUACAACAGCUCUGCGAAAUAAAAGAACACAUCGAAAAAAGUCAGAGUACAAACAGAAAACAAUUGUUUCGUUUUUCUUUCAUUUUAGAAGUUGUGAGAGCACUCGACUAGCGCCUCGGUCAAUUCCAACACUGUUUCAUGUUCCUCUCAACUUCAUGCUGCUCAAUAAAUUGAUUAAGCACAAAAAAUCCUGAAAGAUUUGUUUUCUGUUCUAUGUUUUUAAUAAAGUUUAGAUUAUAAUUUAAUCUGCUUUAUACGUGUUGUUUUUAAUCAUCAUGCGGAAAUCGAAUUCUAGUUAAAAGUAUUAUUGUCCAGCAAAUAAUUCGUAAAAGAGGCAUAUUCAAAAACCAUUUGGUAUGUAAAUGUUUUUUGAAUAUACCAAAUGUUUUUUUGAAUGUGCCUCUUUUACAAACUUUUUCAAACAAAGUUGCCCAGUAUACUAUAGUCAUCUAACGCAUAGAAUAACCACUCAAGGUAAUUUUCUAGCUAAUGAUUUUUAUACCUUCAUUGACAUAGGUGGAGCUAUGGUGUCCUCCUUCAUGAAAUUACCACUCUAGGUGAGAACAACACUACAUUUAUUUUAUGCUGCUUGUCGCAAAGACCGCAUUUAUUAUUCGGUUUUUAUAUACUUAGUAUAACAGGUCCUUUGCAUAACGUAUUGAGAAUAUUCCAUCGGCAUUGUGUGUAUUGUUACGAAAAUAGGCUACUACGUCUCUUAUGCCAAAAUGUGACGUUAACAUUUGUGACGUCAUGCAGUGUACUGCAACAGCAAGGCUGCCAGGGCGUGGCAUUUUUCCCCCGGACACAUCUCAAGAAGGCCUCUCAAGGAGACGAAAGCCGCCCUCAAAAAGUCUUGAAAGAAGAUUGCUUAAUAUAUAGUAAAACACCGCUUCCCCGUUCAACAAUUAUGAUGUCACAGGAGCCCAUGUGGGAUAUGUAAGUUUCGUAUUUGCAAAUAUUCACUGGGAACAUAUUAUGCAGAUACGAGACUUUGGUAUAAGAACUACACUUUAACGAUUUUCCAAUUCUUUUUUGUCGUGAAAAUUAAGACUUGGCAAGCACGCUCGUGCUGUCGCCAGAUAUUUGUUACAAUACCAUUUAAGAUGAUAUAUAGAACCGUAGUACUUCCCCUGACGCAUCUAGUAUAGUCAAGUACGCUAUAAACAGUCUUUAAUUGCUUUUCUAACCAUGGAAUAUUUAGGAGAAGAACCUUAUAAAAACAUUUCUCCAUACAAUAUUGUCAGCCACGUGGGAUCUGGAUGUCGAAUGUCACAAUCACCGCAAUGUUCUGACGAAAUGUAAGUUAUUCAUAGCUAUGAUCGAAAAGGAUUAAUUUUUAUCAAUUUUCAUUCUCCAGAGUACAAUGUGUAGUAACACUCAAUCAGAGAACUUCCAAUGUUGAAUUUUGUUGCCGAGGUUUGCUUCUUUCCAGUGGAAGAAAUGAUACAAAAUGUUUUUUUCCAGUUCAUAACUUCGUCAUGACGUGAUGACCACUUUGCUUACUUCAACUUGUGUGCUGCAGUAAUUGGCUAUAGUAAAUUCUUGGUUGUUGAUAUAUACAUGAGUGACUUUAGAGUUUUUGGUUCGACAAUACUGAAUAUAUAAAUGUUUUGUUGUUUUAAUGUGCAGACCGAUGGACCCAUAUAUUCUCAUAUAUUUGAAUUGUGCAUAACUACUAGUUUUAUACAGGCGAUUCAUUUAAGGUUAUCUGUGAAAGUCAAUACCUUCUGAUCAGUCGAAAUUAAGCGUGAAAAGGACAAUGGACGUGUUUCUUUUUCUUAUCAGAUUGUUUAUUCAUCCAAGCUAAUACGAUAUGGUUGUUAUAUUUUGCUAAUUAAUUGUGUACCUAUAGUAUUAAUGCAAGUCGAUAAAGUGAAUUUAAGCCCCAAAGAAGUUAUCCUAAUUGAGGAUGGCAACAAGCAACAUUAGUCAAAAAAAGUUUAAAAAACUCAUCAACUCUGCCGGUUAUGCAACUGAAAUUGGGUUAGAGGGGCGAAUAAAAUACGACAAGGGAGAAAUCACGGAAUCUCUUAAAUUAUAAAUUAUUGGCUUUUUACGCAAAUUUAAACCAAAGCGGCUGGUAGGACUCAGAAAUCGUAACUAAAGCGUCACAAGUAUAUGAAUUACAUCCUGUAUAUGCAAAUCCAUAGUGCUUUUCGCGCUUAGAGGUCGACGGUUUAAUAGGACAACCUUAAUUUAAGUAGCUGUAUAAACGUGUAUUACGAAGCAUUAAGACAACGGAUUCAAAUUUUACGAUAUGGCAUAAUACGAUAUAUAAAAUAUGAAAAGCAUUUCCAUUUUAUAUAAAAUAUGAAAAGCAUUUCCACGUUUUAAAUGUUUUAGAAACUGGCGAUCGAUUUUCAGUAAUACAGGGUGUAUCAGAAAAAAGUACACAGUUGGAAAAAGUUCAAUAAAGUCAGAUGCGCGCGAAAUUUGCGAAAACGUUCAGUAAGCUUAUGUAUUUUGACGUUCUCUUGUACAUCUAGCACUAAAAUUAUUUAUAAUGCUAGCGUUUUUAUAGUAGGAAAGUUGUUACUAAACCCUUCCAAAAAAAGGCCUUUCGCACAAAAAUUACUUACCGUGAACGCAAUUUAAUCACACAGUCGAAAUAUGGACUGUGUUGCAUAUACUCUAUCAAAGUUUCAAGAAACUAGGGGAGGCCAACGGGAGAUCCCCAAAACCUGGAUUUUCUCCAAUUUUCGUGUAGUUCGAACCCGAUUUCUUUGCAUGAUUUUAAAAUUAAUUUUAUGCAUUCUCGAAUGUUUAUUUACCAUCGUUUAUUUACAAAAGUAUUGACUGCAGUGUUUAUUUACAAACAAAAUCAAUUUUCAACGUGCCCUCCAUUUCCUUUUAUAUGUUCUACGUGCUCUCCUACGUUGAAGAUUGAUUUUGUUUGUGAACAAAUACUGCAUGUAAAUAAUUUUGACCUUUGGGAAUCUUGCGGAUUUCAUGCUGUAAUUUAUGCAAACAUUCGAGCAUGUAUAAAAUUAAUUUGAAAUCAUGCAAAGAAAUCGCGUUUGACUAACAAAAUGGGAGAAAAUCCAGGUUUUGAAGAUUUCGCUUCACGUUGGCCUAUACGCGUUCACCAAAUUUUUUGAAACUUUGAUAGCUUGUCCAAGGCAGUCCAUAUCUUGACUCUCAUGGUUGAUUAAAUUUUGUUUCCGAUAAAAAAUUUUUGUGCGCACGGCCUUUUUGGUUUUUUUUGUAACAGCUCUCCUACUCUAAAAACGCUAGCAUUUUAAAUAAUUUUAGUGCUAGAUGUACCACAGAAAGUUGAAGGACAUAGGCUUACUGAAAAUUUCCGUAAAUGUCGCGCGCAUUGGACCUAAGUGGACUUUAUCCAACUGUAUACUUUUUCUAUACACCCUGUAGAGGUUUAGAUUUGACUUCCACAACUAUUAAGAGGCAUUAACCAAUAAAAUGCGUUUGAUAUAUAUCAUACUAACCAAUCAGAUUCAUAAAAAAUCAGUGAGAGGUAGCGGUAGCGUAGUGGCAGCAAUAUCUGAACCUCUGUAACAUAACAACGACAGCCUCUUAUUAUAAUCUCUAUAAUUUUCUAAUAUUUACUUAUUAGAUAUGAAAUAAUGACAAAGUGUUGGAAAGUUGACCCAGCAGAAAGACCUACAUUUGAAGAUAUAUAUGUAUCUCUUCAAAAUAUGCUCAUGGAUAACGAGGUAAAUACAUUAAUUUUAGCUACUAACAGUGUUUCAAUUUUCUUUAUCAAAUUUAUAACAUUUUAAUCGAAAAAAAAUGUGUGUUAUAUAUUUUUUUUGACAACAUGAAAACUUGACUGUGAAGGUAUAUCGAUAUAUAAAAAUGACGAUAAAAACGUUACUUGAGUUACAUUAUAUAUAAUUGAAUUAUAGCUUGCUUCCCCAUGCACUGAUUAUUUCUCUGGUUCUUCACAACUCUCACGCCUAUAUUUGUAUAACUAUUAGCCUAUGUAAAUAGGAAGGCACCAAGAUGAAUAUUGACUAAUUAUUUUAAACUUUGAUAAUAGUGUAGUAUUGAUAAACAUUAUAGAAAUUCUCUAACCAAGCAUUCCUGAAAUGUAUACUCAGAAACAAUGAGUGGUUCUCGCAAUUAUAACUGUCGAAAUUUAUUUCUUGCAACAAUGUGCAUGCACAUCUCACAUGCAUGAGGGGCUGUUUUCAAUCGAGAUCUCGGCAACCGUGCCAGCCUGUUUGACCAUGGUACUAAUUUUUAUUAUAAAAUCUCGCUAAACAGGGCGGCCCAGUUUUCAUAUCAACAGCCCCUAUAUAUUUGAUAUCUAAAGGACAUAUUGUUACGAGCCGGUCCUUGCUAAUUUAUUUGGCCGCACUUUUGGUUCUAUUUUCUCGCAACAAAGAUUGUGAAACCAAUUACUUUCAAUGAUAUAUUUAUGAUAAGAAGUAUUAAUGUAUAAUAUAUAAUGUUGCAAAAUAUACAAAAUAAUAGCUAUCAUGUAACAAUAUCUUUACACUUUUAGAAAUCAUACAUAAAUAUCGCACAAGUAAUUGAUGAAGGAACCCUUACUGAGACAAUUGAGCCAAAGAUUGAAUCGACUAAAGAUGGAUCAAUAAGAUACACAAAAGCCUGAAGACCGAAGCACUAGACUUGCAAUUGUUCAAAUAGACAAAAAAAUUAAAAAUUUAAACAAUCAUUCUAUUUUCGAAAAAUAUAUUCAAUGUAUUUAUGUGUUAGCGACCUAGAAUUCAACACUAUACGUAAUGCGAUUAAUGCAGUAGUGCAUGUAUUCCUAAAUUUUUAACAAGAGGUUCUCAUUUGGAGAGGCCUUGAGAAGUAUGAGCCACCAGAAUCGUUUUAUUCUAGGGUCUCCUAAAACGAUUUUCUUAAGUUAUGAUUUUACUAUAUUGAAACAAAAAAAUAUUUACAGUGCUCAUCGGUCAGAAUACCAUCUUGGACAUAAGGAAAAAUAUCAAUUAAGGUGGCUCGAUACACUUAUCACAAAAACCCUGCUCAAGGAUUGCAAACAAAGUCGGGUAACCAUUUUUACGCACAUGUUGCAGAAACUGAUUAACAAAAUUAAGACACUUCUAAAACGACCUGACGUUGGGAGUUGCUCGCGUCAUCUCACGUCAUUGCGCGUGUUCUAUAGCGUUUUAUAUCAAUUGUUGACGUUAUUAGAAUUUUCCAUUUUAAAACAACAAUGCGCUAUAUAUUUUUAUUUUGUCUAGUGACCUAUGUUUAAAUUUUGCAUGCUAUAUUGCACCGUUAAAAACCAUCAUUACAUAAAAAUUAAAAAAAUACUUAAUGCCAACAACAUUUUUGCCGAAGAGUACGACAUUUUCCAAAAAAAUGGUAUUUCUCUUUUUUUAUAUUUAGCUUUUCCUGCAAGUAAAAUAAUGCACGUGAAAAAUUGGUGGUCACCAUGCUUCUUUUCCGACUAUAUACGAGGCGAUAGGCCAUUUUGGACGGAAUUUCGUAUGUCUUCAUAGCAACGAACUCUCUGUUACUAGACCUAAUAUAAUUUGAAAUUAGAGAUAUGAAAAUAUAUAAAAAAACAAUAUUAUCUGCUGAAUAAAUUCUACAAAUACGUAGUUUGAACGUGUCAAAUUGUUGAACACCUCAAUUUUUGAAAAGUGUAUCAAGCUACCUAACUGGUGUGACCUUAAAAAUCGAAUGGAAAUAAAUUGGAGCAUGCGCAUGCAGUGCAUGGCGGUGUUUUAAUGUGUGAAAUUUGUUAUAUUUUGAAAGACUAUUACAGUUAUGUUUUUAAAAGCGACUUUCUCUGAACAUCCCCCGCCUCUAAUACGCACCACAAUUUGGAUGAAACGUACAAACAGAGCGAAUUUAAAACAAUCUCGUCUUAUAUUUAAUUAUUUGUAAGGAUCGUAUUCGAUAUUAAUCAGCUAUAAUGUAAUAUAACCGUCUAGAUAUAAUGUCAUUGUAAUAUAUUUUACACAUAUUGUAUUAUUGUUCCAAUAUACACAUCCACGAACACAAUUAUUAAUUACAAUAGAAUAUAAUUGUAGACGUUUUACCCAAUACGUACUUCAAAAUAUAAUUGGCCAGUGGUUUCUAUUUUGUGUGUUUGUCAUGUUAGACCUGUUGGAAUACUCCGAUCUGGCGGAGCUUACCGAGCCUAUCUUUUGCAGUCGCUUGUCCAAAUUGUGGAGGUGCAGCUGAAUUCCACUUUAUCGUGUUCCUGAC